Molecule: messenger RNA, 8605 nt
Organism: Orbicella faveolata
Lineage: Eukaryota; Metazoa; Cnidaria; Anthozoa; Scleractinia; Merulinidae
Biological process (GO): lipopolysaccharide biosynthetic process
Molecular function (GO): glycosyltransferase activity
Source: RefSeq, a predicted model, not a curated record
UUGCGUUAUAUUACUGACAUCGAUUAUGAUAAUGCAUUUUCAUAUUUUUUUUCUCACCAAACACCCAUGACUACAUGCUCAUGUUCCUAUGCCUAUAUAACGUAGCAGCGGGCUGCACACUAACGGACCGCUGAUUAGGAAAAAAAAUUACGGGUCGUGGUGAAUGGAGAGUCGGUUGAGGGAGUCGGUGUCGGAGUCGUAAGCGUGGUUAUGGCCUAGUGAAAAUCGAAAAUCGAAGUCGUAAGUGUAGUCAUAAGCUCCACGAAUUCGGAGUCCACGAGAACAAUCAGAACGUUUCCAUUUUCGUCUGAUUCUGCCUACCACUCCGUCGCUUAUGAUCCAAUGAAAACUAGAUUGUUGGAAUCGGAAGCAGAUGCAGAAAAACCAAUCAAAAUACUAGAUCUUAGGUGUUGUGAUUGGUUUAUUUUUCGGCAUCUGCUUUCUACUCCGGUAAUUUAGUUUAGCGACGGGGUCAUAAGCGGAAAAGGUAUUCUACCUCCGAAACUGUCCGCUUGAUUUUCACUAGAUCGCAUCGAUCAGCGCUUCUGAUAACGACUCCGACUCCGUGUCUAGUCGAUACCAGCCUUAAAAAAACAUCUCUUUUGAGGAGUUCCUCAAUUUAAUUUAAUAACAAUUGAUUCAUACUUUUAGCGUGCAUUUCUUUUUAAAGUCUGUAGCCUAUUUUGUGACAAAUUUGUAAUAUCACGUGACAUUGUUUUAUCCCCAUAAGACUUUGCUUCUUCGUUUGUGUUUACUCGUUUGCUCGCAUUUCGAUCGCCCCUAAACUCUCAACAAGUUUAGGACCAAUUUGGAGGUGAUCCACCUGGAUCUUCAAUCGGCCAACCCUCAGCCUGCUAAGACAAGCCCUCGCAUGGUCUGGUGACGCCUUUGUUCAUCCUGGUGAGGUAACCGGAAUGUUACUUUCCGACUGAAUCCGGCUUCCGGUUUUAAGUGUGGAGGAGAUUCUGUAACAUGACACAAUGUCCACAGGGACAUUAUUAUAUGUUACGCUCUUGGCAGACGAAUGGAAUUCUACCAAAGGCGGACUGUCGACCAUGAACAGAGAGCUGGCUAUACAGCUGGCUAAACACCCGAACGUGUCUGUCACCUUCCUUGUUCCUAAAUGCACUGAAGAGGACAAGAAAGCUGCUGGAAAACACAAUAUUAGAAACGUGGAAGCAAAAGAGCGACUUGGUUAUGAACCACUUGAUUGGUUAAGUUUUCCUCCGAGAGAUCUCGACAUUGAUAUAAUCAUUGGUCAUGGCGUAAAACUUGGAAAACCAGCUCAAGUGAUAAGGGAGACCCAUCAUUGUGCGUGGGUACAAGUUGUGCAUACUGCCCCUGAAGAGCUUGCGAUGUUCAAAACCUACUCUGGUGCCAUAUCGAAAGGAGAUGAAAAACAAUGGACUGAAGUAAAUCUGUGCAAAAUUGCCGAUCUUGUCGUAGCAGUUGGACCCAAACUUCUUGAGUUCUAUUCAGCCUAUCUCAGCUCGUGUGGCAAAACUGUCUUCAAUCUUACGCCAAGCAUCUUCACUGAAUUAUCUACUUUGAACCUUUUUACGCAAGGAGUUACGAAGUUUCGUGUUCUAGUAUUUGGGCGUGGUGACUCUAAAGAUUUUGAGCUUAAAGGAUUCGACAUUGCUGCUAAAGCAGUCGCGGAACUGAAUGACAGAAGUUACCAUCUCAUCUUUGUAGGUGCAAGUGGGAAUGAAACACGAGUGGCAAAGAAGUUACUGAAGCAAGGCCUGAGUCGAAGUCAACUGACCGUGAAAGGGUACGUUGAAAACCGUGAUCACCUAGCUACACUGUUAUCUACAGCGAAUCUUGCUGUUAUACCUUCAAGAACCGAGGGAUUUGGUUUGGCAGCCCUGGAAGCCUUAUCUGCUGGUCUUCCAUUCCUUGUUAGUCAAAACAGUGGAUUUGGAGAAGCCCUGCAGCAGGUACCCUCUGGUUCUUCUUGGAUUGUAGACUCCGAGGAUCCAGAGCAGUGGGCUGAGGCCAUCAAAGGUGUGCGAGAAAAAGGCAAGGAAACAUCCCUUAGGGAGUGUCAAGAACUACGCAUGCACUAUGCCGGGAAGUACAGCUGGGAGAAGCAGUGCAACGAUCUUGUGGGAAUAAUGCAAACCUUAGUUCGUGGUAAAGUCCAAAUACCGCAGCAAAUGUUAGGAAGAGCUUCCCUGCCUGGAGAAAAACGACUGAGAACAUCAAUACAGCGAUCGAGACGGAGAAGGCCUACACGAGAAGAUCAGUCCGUGAUUGAGCAAAGAUCAGAGGAAGGCUCAUUCAUCCGCCGCAAAUUUGCUGUAGAACAAAGAGGAGAAAGCCUAUACAGUUGUUCCAAUUAUGCUAAAAAAGAAAACCAGGACAGCUUCUUCAGUCGCUCUGACGAUAGUGCUGACCAAAUAAGAGAGGACAGCUUACUCAGUCGUGUUAACGUUGGUGCACAAAACCGUGAGGACAGUUUUCUCAGUCGCUCCAACAGUGCUGAACAAAGUAGAGGGGGCAACGCAUCAUUCAAUGGUCCUAACAGCGUUGAGAGAAGAAGAGAUAACAGUUUAUCAAAUUGGUCCGACAAUGCAAGACAGAAAGAGGACAGCCUAUCCAGUGUCGAAGGAAGAAGAGUGGACAGCUUAUCAACCUGCCCCAGCAAUAUCGAACAAAGAAGGGAGGACAGCUCAUUGAGUGGUUCCAAGAUCGUGAAGAGAAGAAGAGAGAGCAGCUUAUCUAGUCAGUAUUCCGGCAGUGAAGAAAGAGGAGGGAACAGCUCCUUCAGUGGGCGGAACAGUUUUGAGGGAGGAAGAAGAAAGGACAGUUUAUCCAGUCAAUAUUCCAGCAGUGAAGAAGGAAGAAACGCCAGUUUAUUCAGUGGGUCCAACAGUGUUGGGAGAAGAAGACAGGACAGCUUCUCCAGUCAGUAUUCCAGCAGUAUCGAAGAAAGAAAGGUAGACCGUUCAUUCAGUUGGUCAAACAGUGUUGGGAGGAGAAGAAAGGACAGCUUAUCCAGCUGCUCCAGCAAUGGCUCAGAAAAAAGAGGGGAGAGUUUAUUCUGUAGCUCCAACAGCGGUGAGAGAAGAAGAGCAGCCGGCUUAUCCAGUCGCUUUAGUAGUGGCAAACAAAGAGGAGAGGACAGCUCAUUCAGUGGCUCCAACAGGUUUGACAGAAGAAAAGACAACAGCUUAUCCAGUUUCUCUAGCAAUUCCGAUCAGAAAAGGAAAGGCAGUUUAUCUAGUGGCGCCAGCGAUGCUGACAGCGUGUUUAGUCACUCCAGCACCUCUAACAGUUUAUGCGGUCGCGAUAGCCGUGUGGAGCGAAGAAGAGAACGCAGUUUACUCAGUUGCUCUAUCAGUGCUCAAGAAAGAAGUCAGGACGGCUCAUCCAGUCGCUCCAAAAGUGCUGGACAAAGAAGAGAAGACAGGCUUGUCAAUAGAUCCAUUUCUGACGACUUAUCUAGUUUACUUGGUUCCUUAUUUGGUUUGAUUUUUAUAUAUGUAUUUCUUAGUGCUAUAGGAAACGCAAUGAAAAAGAAGAAGUAGGCAAAGACAUAUACGAUGUUUAAACCGUGCUAGAAAAAUAGAACAACGCUUAUCCAAAGCACUAUUCGCACAGUCAGGAUAAUCCACAAAGCGAGGAGCAAGAUCUGGAGAAUAGCGUUUUUCAAGCGUAGUUACAAUGUAAGCAGAUUUCCUUCAGCGGGCAGUUCAGAUGAAUUUGGCUGACCGUUUUUUUCUUGUCGUCAAUCUCUGCAUGUGUGUGAUAGACGGCGUUUCAAGCUCGUAACUUCAGUGCUUGGGACACAAAUAACCCCUUGGGAAUACUUCCAUUUCUCGAUGACUCGUAAAACUGACUACCUGUAGUGUGGCUCCAUGUCAGAACUUUGACGGACCAUCCGUUUGUAGGAGCAUAUUUUAAAAUUAUUUGUGGUAUUUACCGUACCCUUAUUCGUAAUGAGCCAAUCAGAAGCCGUGUCUAUUGUCCUGAUCUCCCGUGAUAUCAAGUCACUGACCUGAUAUAUGUGGGUACAAUAUCAUUCUCACUUGGCCGAAUUUGGGCACUUUAAAUACCCAGUCAUACUGUAUUAGGAAUGCUUUUUCGGCAUAUCGCGUUCGUUUGGUCUCGCCAUGAGUAAUUAGAUGCUAUUUGAUUCAAUUGUUUAGGAAUGUUAAAUACAUUUUUGGGUGAAAUAUUGCAGUAGCCUUAAGCAAAACAACCAAACAGGCAAACAAACAAGCAAACAAACAGGCAAACAAACCAAACCGACAAACAGACUAACAAAAAAGAAGGAAAAAAACAUAUUACAAUAAGCAUUUAAAUGCAGCAACGGGACAUUAAAAAUUCAAUCACAUUUUUCUGUCAGGCAAACGGCGACGAUGACGGUUUGAGAGCUCUCACAACAGUUUCGAAGGGGUAUUCACAACCCAUGACUUAAGAAUUACCCACUAAUAGACAAAAAGAUAUAUUCAAACAGCUAUUAUUUUGUUUAUAAAGGGUUAAAAGUUACUAAAUUUUAAAAACCAAAACGUUUUUGACCGUACGGUCAUCAUCAGUGUACCACUGAUGAUGACCGUACGACGACGACGACGACAACGACGACGACGACGACGACGAUGAUGAUGAUGAUGACAGCCUUUUAUAAACAUCUAAAAAGUAACUAUUAUGACAGCUACUAUUUUAUUGAAAAAAAGUCAAAUUGAUUCACAAUUUGAAUGGUAACAUUCACAUAAUAGCAGUUUUAGGGAAUUUUUAUUUUUCGACUUAUUUUACUGAUUUCGACGGAACAAAAAAUGGCUAAAUUUAAAAUCUAAAUUUAGAUCGGCAAAAAAAUGGUACUUGGCGUGGUAUCAUAAAAACGCCGCGAAAGGGCAACUUUAACAAAGAAAUUUACAGUAAAUAACGCUAUAACAAGAAAAUAUCGAAAAUGAGAUUUUAGCAAUUAGCGCCAUAAAAACUUCGAGAAACUUCUUUCAUUAUCAAACAUAUCAAACACUUUCCAUAAAGAUAAAAUAGUGUUACAUGCAAUUGAUUUUGUAUCUUAAGUAAUACUUACAAAAAAAGCAAUAUUGAUGUAGCUACUGUACCCGACUGAGGCAUUGGGGCCCCAUCUGUGGACAUUUAAGAUUUUUAGGGGAAAGCCUUUAUGAAGUUUCGUGAUUUUCCGCGUGAUCUGUGAUUGCUGAUAAUGGAACGAAUGCAUUUUGCUUCGUUCAUUUUGGGACAUCGUGGGUCUGCUUUGACACUUAUAAUUAUGAAUAUGCUUUUAGUUGAUUUUCCAACUGCCAUGCAGGAAAUUCAUCAGCUGAAGAGCUCAAGGAAAUAAAUUCCUGAUGUAUCUUUUAGAUACAGCAAUCCAUUUUAGUUCAGGAUAUUUAUGCUAACUUGGGCGUUGUCUCUCCAGUUACAGUAUUGUGGUACAGUUAAGAAUUGAGUCGCGAUUUUACUAUGUGCUUACUCGGUUAAACUUAGUUUUCUUAGCGGUAAAUAGUUUCUAGUAACACUUGGUGUUAUUACUUGCCAGUGAAAGCUGUAUUGAAUUAUUUUAAGUUUACUUUUAACCUUAGUGAAACAAAAAAACAUGGGUACUGCAACAGAAACAGUGUGAUAUAAUUAAACGUUCAAAAUUCAGCAACUGUAAGAUGAGAAAGAAAACUAUCAGAUGUGGAGAAUUUUGGCUGAAAGGAUAACUGAAUGUGAAAUCCUAAAGAGGAAAGGAGCCGGAAUUGAAGUAAGAUUUAUUUAGAAUAAACCUUUCUAGUUAAACUUGUUGUUGGUUGUUAACUGGCACGGAGUACCUCUGCUCGCUGGGCUAGUUUAGCCCCAAAAGACACGUAAAACACGCGUCAACCUUUUACACUUUGUUACACAUUUUCUCACUAUGUCAAACGAGUACCUUUUAAGUGGAAGUCCCGCUAAAAGCAGUUCACUCGACUUCGGGACCAAAAAUGAUUUUCCUUCAUUUUUGCCAGUGAAAAGGGUUUGGCAGAUAUAUCUAAAAAAGCAAUUUAUUAUAUUCCAAUUCCUUAUGUUUGCUUUGCUAAGGCCCAAAAUUAAAUUUUGGCCGAGCUGAGGUUGCCAACCGUGAUCAGAAAGGUAAAAUUCAUCGAUUUUGUGAAGCGUGCUACGUCCCCUUAAAUGCAGCUCAAGGAAUUUCGUUUUCAUACCAAUUCCAAGGUACAUUCAUUACUAUGGAAACUUUUCAGAAAAUUCUAAGCUUACCAGCGAGGCUGGAAGACAAACUACCCUGAGGCCUUUGUUUACCUACUAAAAUUACCUAAAUUUGAGGGAGAAAAUCUCAAAAGCUGGGUCUAAAUGAUGGCUAAAAAGCACAUCAUCGUAAAUUUCUUACUACGAUUAUCAGUUGAGUAAGGCGGGACGAAAGUUUGGUUACCAAGUUUUAACGUAAAAGUCGUGUUGUUGUCACGAGCAACUGGUUCCGUAUCCAUUGGCAGCUUGUUGGCCUUUGACGUCAUUGGCAGCAAAGCGCGCGAAAUUGUAGGCGACGCGACAGGCGACCAUCGGCCGUUGAUAUUGUUACCAAUGGAAACGAGGUAAGUUGCCCGUGAAAAACUUCGGGAUCCGUUUACACAACAAAGAGCUGCACCAGCUUCACACAAUGUCACACAAGCUGUAGCGCGACCAAUUACCAGCUACUCAGUGGAGGGGCCGGGGGCAAAUCCCCUGCCCUGCGCGCGCCGAUCAUCAGAUUUGGCAAGGUUUUGUCAUUUCAAUAUUGAAAUAUAAUUGAAAAAGCCACCCACUGAUUUCAUUUUUUGGACUAGUGCAAUCUUAUCAGUAUGACCGAACGACGACAAUUAUUGCACCUUUUCAAUUUUUAUCUACUUUUCCUCAUAAAAUAUAAGGAGUUGCCAAUACAUGAGGGCAGAAGAAGCGGAUAUGGACCUGAAAUUAUUUUUUUUCUUUCCCGUUUCCGGCCAUUCGUUUUUCAUAGAGAACACAAUGGAAGAAAAACAAAAAAUGGGGCCAAGAAAAGUCCACAUGUUCGAAGCGCGUGCAGAUGCUGAGAGGACGAUUUCUCACUUUGUGUUUAAAGUACCCUUCCCUUUUUUUCUGACGAAAUCAGCAUUAUUGGCUAUAAAAAUAGUUUGUCUUUGAUUUCCCCGGCUCGCGAAACAUAUAGUUAAGUGAUUGGACAUACACUCUCACCAGUAUGAGACUCAAGGGGGGUGCUUGGAGGUACUCCCUUAUAUGGGCCAUAUGCGGCCCCAAAGGUAGGUGUUUUCAGCCGUUUUGGUCAUAAAUAGCGUAUAAUUAUCAAUUUCUUUCAACAGCAGGGGCCCUUGAUUUUGAGCGAUAAGCUCCGACCAUGGGAUUCGUUGUUACGAUGCUCAAGGCCAUGUGAGAUCAUUUUGAACUUCCCUCAAAGCCAGAGAGCGAAAUUCCCCUAUAAUGAACAAGCUAAAGGACAUGGUGAAAGAAUGCUCAAGUUAUAAAUAGAUUCAGUGGCUUGUCAAUCUCAGUGCAGCUUCGAAAAGUCACUUACAGUGUAACGUUCAUUAAGCCUUUUCUGUUGUAAAAAAAAAAAUGUACGGCCAGUGGUGAGUGCUGAACUACGGGUACAGGCGAAAGGAUUCAGUUGCAUCUUUUGUUUAAUUGCUGCUAGGUUUAGUGAUGGCUAAGAAUAUAAGUCUGUAUUAACACCACUUCCAAUUCAGCUAUGUUAAUGUUCGUGAUACAUGAUAUAUGUAGAAGUGUUAUCAAAAAUGUAUUUUUCUCCCAGCUAUUAUGAUUUUUGCAGACACCAUAUAACACUAAUGUAUGCCGGAUGCGACAUAUAACACCUUAAAUAUAAUGCCUGUCGCAUUUUAGGACGAUUACGUUCACGGUCCACACCCUCCCUUGAGUCCCAUACCGGUAAGAGUGCAUGUCCCGUUACUUAAAUAUAUGUUAUCUUGAGCCGAAGAAAUCAAAGACGAACUAUUUUUAAGGCCAAUAAUUCUGGUGUUGUCAGGAAAAAAGGGAAAGGCACUAGUCCUAUGAGAAACAAAGUGAGAAAUCGUCCUCUCAGCUUCGAUAUGGACUUUUUAUGGAAGGUUUCUUGGCCCCAUCUUAUGAUUUUAGUCAUUUUAUUCAUGGGUUGACCAUUGUGUUGUCUAUGAAAAACGAACGGCUGAUAACGGGAAAGAAAAAAGUGAAUUUCAGGUCCAUAUCCGCUUCCUCUGCCCUGGUCACAUAUUAGCAACUCGUUUUAUUUUCUGAGGAAUUAAAAGUAGAUAAAAUAUUGAAAAGGUGUAAUGAUUGCCGUCGUUCGGUCAUACUGAUAAGAUUACACUAGUCCAAAAUAUUAAAUCAAUGGGUGGAUUUUUCAAUUUCAAUAUUGAAAUGAGAAAACCUUGCCAAAUCAAAAAUGAUCGGCGCGCGCGGGGCAAGGGAUUUGCCCCCGGUCCCUCCACUGAGUAGCUAGUAUACGUAAGUAGUCACGUUGCAACUUGUGUGAUAUUGUUACGAGGCUGGUGCAGCUUUCCGUUGAUUAAACGGAUUCCGAAGUUCAUUUUUGCACUGUGCAAGCGCCGAUACUAAAAGACAAGCAUCAAUACCAUGACACAGAAGUAAAGUCCAUUCAUCGCAAAACAUAGUUCCAUCCAAGCGUGUC